AAUCCGUCUCAGAUUCUUUGUGUAAAUUGUUAACACCCAUCCCAUUCAUGGUUGCAACGUUGCUCGCUUCCCUGAGCCCAUAAAUUCAACAUUCUUUCAUUACGCUCUCUCAGCUUUUGCUCUUGUAUCCCACCAGCUCCAAAAAAAUCUCCCUGUACUAAGUACUAAUUCAAGCCCCUUUCACGAUGUUCACUUCCAAGACCCUUGUUUCUCUCGCUCUCCUUGUUUCCCGCCUUGCGUUUGUUCAAGCCGGUGUCUAUGUAACGAGCCCGGUACAAUCAACUGUUUGCCAAGCAGGUCAGCCCUGCAGCGUAGAGUGGGUUGACGAUGGUCAGAGCCCUCUCCUGAGCGACAUUGGAGAAUGCACUGUUGGCUUGUACAACGGCGAGAUGGUCCUGACGCAGUCGCUUCCCUCCGUCAACGUUGCCAGCGCGCAUUCCUUCACAUUCACUCCCAGCCCAUCCACUAGCGACGAUGGCAGCUAUUACCUGGUGUUCACUUCAACCAGCGACGGUUACCAGAGCUGGUCCGGUACUUUUAGCGUCGGCGGUUCGACUGGAAGUUCUACCACUGACACCACUUCAACAACAUCUGGAUCUUCGACACUUGGAGGUAGUUCUAGCUCUAGCACACAAACUUCGCCCUCCGUUGCAAGCACCCUUUCCGUGCCCUCUACUGUUUCUUCUGGUACAAGCACCCACAGUACCACUGCCACCAGCGCUGCUACUAGCGCGACCCCGUCGGCAACCCAAUCCGGCGCUGCCACUCGCGCUGGUGCUUCAACCUCAUUGGCCGGUGGUCUUAUUCUCGCUUUAGCUGGUGCUCUAGUAUUCUGAAGUGUUGGUAGUUUAGAGGGUUAGAGGACUGUGAUCGUGAUACCUUCAUUUUCUCUUUGAAUACCCUUUCAGAGACGUUUUGCCGAUGGCGAUGCAUGACACUUUAUUGUAUUAUUCUUGACAGUUUUCACGUGUUUGUUUGUUGAUAUCAUAGCGAUUAAUUGAUCGACGUCAAUCUUACGAAUGA
This is a messenger RNA of Suillus plorans, 1023 nucleotides long. RefSeq lists its product as uncharacterized. The transcript has 8 exons. The record is from RefSeq and is a predicted model, not a curated record. The coding region runs from base 186 to 836 and encodes 216 amino acids. NCBI's taxonomy places the organism in Eukaryota, Fungi, Basidiomycota, Agaricomycetes, Boletales, Suillaceae. Gene Ontology annotation, biological process: (1->6)-beta-D-glucan biosynthetic process; cell wall biogenesis.